Molecule: messenger RNA, 1617 nt
Organism: Elgaria multicarinata webbii
Lineage: Eukaryota; Metazoa; Chordata; Lepidosauria; Squamata; Anguidae
Gene: CD6
Product: CD6 molecule
Exons: 10
Coding region: 1-1488 (495 amino acids)
Biological process (GO): zymogen activation
Cellular component (GO): plasma membrane
Molecular function (GO): serine-type endopeptidase activity
Source: RefSeq, a predicted model, not a curated record
AUGCUGUCUGUUUUUAUUUCAGUCCAGGCAAAUCCAACCAAAUCUCCUGCCUUCAGAAACAGCAGCGAAUCCAACACAACUGCAAAGCCAGAAACUCGGAGGCUGCGUUUGAUGGAUGGAGGAAGCAACUGUUCUGGCAGGGUGGAGUUUGAAUAUAAUGGUGUUUGGGGCACUGUGUGUGAUGACAACUGGGACCUGGCUGAUGCUGGAGUUGUGUGCCGGCAACUGAACUGUGGUUGGGCCAUUCAGGCUCUGAAUGCCUCUCAUUUCCAGAAGGGAACUGGCCCCAUCCAUUUGGAUGAAGUGAAAUGUUUGGGGAAUGAAUCUUAUUUAUGGGACUGUCCAUCAGAGAAAAACCAGGACUGUGGACACAAGGAAGAUGCUGGUGUGAUAUGUUCAGAGCACCAAAAGUGGCAGCUGUCAGGCGGACUAGAUGCUUGUGCCGGCCGCUUGGAGGUCCAUUACAAGGGCAUCUGGAACACCGUAUGCGAUGGGAACUGGUACCAGGACGAGGCUGAUUUGCUCUGCCAUUCCUUGGGCUGCAGUGACAAGGCCUUAACCACAAAGGUGUCUUUCAGCCACACGCUGCCGGGCAAGAUACUUUAUCAGUGUAUUGGGACUGAAGACUCACUCGCCAAUUGUAAAUUGCACCACAACAAAUCCAAGCUGUGUCACCAGUUCAGAGCUGCUGGCGUGAUAUGCAAUGGCUCACUGGGCUUGGGGGAUCCUACAGAAACACCAAGGACAGUAACGCUGGCUUCGGUCCCCCACCUGCCCAGUCCAGCUUCGACUAGACCGGAGAACUUGGAAGUUACCCCAUCAUACCAGAUGCUGCAAAUCCUCUCCAUUGUCCUGGGGCUCCUCCUUUUUUUGGCCGUUCUGAUGCUUAUCAUCACAGUUGUGCUGAACAGGCGAAGGAAAAAUGGUACCUUUGAUUGUGCCGUUUCCUCCGCCUCAGUAUCAGCCCCUGUCCUGGUGAAUCACAGCGUGCAGAUCACAGCCCCCGGAGCAAGUAACGACUAUAGGGAAAUCCCCACAAGCCUCCCCAAAGAAGAAGGUAUCAGAAGCUAUUCUACACCUCUUAGUGAAGACUCUGACUCUGACUAUGAACACUAUGACUUCAACAACAAGCCGCCCAUGGCCCUCUCUACCUUCUACAAUUCUCUUCGCUACCUAGCAACUGAUGAAGAUAUUCCUCCAUGCAAUUUCGUCAUGCCAACUUUGCAUGCAGAGCAGGAGAGCACACAGCCAGCCUCAGAGAGCUAUCCACAUGAGGCACAACCUACAGCUGAAGACAGUGACAGCACAUCUUCUGGAGAUGCUGAAUGGUAUGAGAACAUCCCGAGACCAGAGCAACAGGGAGACCCCGUAGAAAACGAACCUUCCGUUGGAGGCUUGACAAUGUUUUCCAGACCUUUGGUGAACCGUGAGGCUGGGCCUGGGAAUGACUCAUUUGACAGCAGCGAUUAUGAUGACAUGUGGUCCUAAGGGGCAGGGUUCCUGCAGGGCUGCAGCAGCUCCAUCUGUCUCCCUAGGACCUCCUUCUUCAGAAACAGCUAAGGAUGACAAGCCUGAGAAUUGAAAGAGACUAGUUUCCACAGGGCUCAACUGCAAGGA